Molecule: messenger RNA, 1631 nt
Organism: Aspergillus aculeatus ATCC 16872
Lineage: Eukaryota; Fungi; Ascomycota; Eurotiomycetes; Eurotiales; Aspergillaceae
Exons: 1
Coding region: 127-1527 (466 amino acids)
Biological process (GO): glycerophospholipid catabolic process
Cellular component (GO): intracellular membrane-bounded organelle; cytosol
Molecular function (GO): A2-type glycerophospholipase activity
Source: RefSeq, a predicted model, not a curated record
GCGGGUGGUCUGAAGGCCUUUGACAGCCGCACGGAGAACUCCACCAACACCGGUCAGCUGGGUGGUCUGCUGCAGUCUGCUACCUAUGUCGCUGGUCUGAGUGGUGGUAGCUGGCUGGUUGGUUCCAUGUUCGUCAACAAUUUCUCCACCAUCAGCAAUCUGCAGGCUAGCGACCGGAUCUGGGGGUUCUCCAAGUCUUUGCUCGAGGGUCCUAACUAUGACACCAUUCAAGUCCUGAGCACCUACGAAUACUGGAAGACCAUUACCGAACAGGUCGACGGGAAAUCGGGGGCCGGUUUCAAUACCUCGUUCUCGGAUUACUGGGGCCGUGCCCUUUCCUUCCAGCUGGUCAAUUCCUCCAAGGACGACGGCGGUGCUGACUACACCUGGUCCUCCAUCUCCCUGAUGGACGACUUCAAGAACGGCCAAUACCCCAUGCCUAUUGUGGUCAUGGAUGGCCGUAACCCCGGCGAGGUUAUUGUUGAGACCAAUGCGACGGUCUACGAGGUCAACCCGUGGGAGUUCGGCUCUUGGGAUCCAUCUGUCUAUGCCUUUGCUCCGUUGGAGUACCUCGGCUCGAGAUUCGAGAACGGCAGCGUGUCGGAGAACGGUACCUGUGUGCGUGGCUUUGACAAUGCCGGUUUCAUCAUGGGAUCCUCCUCCACUCUCUUCAACCAGUUCUUGCUGCAGAUCAACAGUACCGAUAUCCCCACGAUCUUCAAGAAUGCCUUGACCGACAUCCUGGAAGACCUGGGUGAGCGGGGUGACGACAUUGCCGUGUACUCCCCCAACCCCUUCCACGGGUACCGUGAGGCCAGCGAAGAUUAUGCCACCGCUGCCACCUUGGACGUUGUCGAUGGUGGUGAGGAUCUCGAGAACAUCCCGCUGCACCCCCUCAUCCAGCCCGACCGCCACGUGGAUGUGAUUUUUGCUAUUGAUUCUUCCGCCGAUACCGACUCAUACUGGCCCAACGGAACCUCGCUGGUGGCUACCUACCAGCGCAGCUUGAACAGCUCCGGUAUUGCCAACGGCACCGUCUUCCCUCCUGUCCCGGAUGUAAACACCUUCGUCAACCUGGGCCUGAACAAGCGCCCGACCUUCUUCGGCUGUGACCCGAAGAACCUGUCUGGUCCUGCUCCGCUCGUCGUGUACUUGGCCAACUCGCCUUACACCUACGAGUCAAACUUCUCCACCUUCAAGCUGACCUACUCGGACGAGGAGCGCGAUAACGUCAUCACCAACGGCUACAACGUGGUCACCCGCGGCAACGGCACCCUCGACUCGAACUGGACUUCCUGUGUUGCCUGCGCCAUCCUGCAGCGCUCGACCUACCGCACCAACACCACCCUGCCGGACAUCUGCACCACCUGCUUCAACGACUACUGCUGGAACGGCACGACCAACAGCACCGUGCCGUCGGAGUACGAGCCCACCCUGUACUUGACGACCAGCGGCUCGGGUAAGAGUAUGCUGCACCGCUCAGCGGCCGGUUUGGCCUUUGCGGUGACUAUGUUCUUGGCUUAUUAGAUGGGGGGAUUUGGGGAUGGAGACUUCAUGUACAAAUGUUGAUAGUUUUGGAUAUCUGUUGAUAGUAAUGGAUGCGAUGAAGACACGAUUGAUGGUUCUACUGC